Durio zibethinus is the source of this 5241-nucleotide messenger RNA. RefSeq names its product P-loop containing nucleoside triphosphate hydrolases superfamily protein (gene ATRX). Lineage: Eukaryota; Viridiplantae; Streptophyta; Magnoliopsida; Malvales; Malvaceae. Gene Ontology annotation, molecular function: ATP binding; ATP hydrolysis activity. Gene Ontology annotation, cellular component: nucleus. The record is from RefSeq and is a predicted model, not a curated record.
AAACACACCGAACAAAUAUUUUCUCUUCAUGUCCAAAAAAAAGAAAAAUAUAAAAAGUUUCCCUCUACAAAUCUGAGUUGGAUUUCCGCUUCGAUCGAGCGAUUCCUCUUUCCCUCUGUCUUCUCUUCUUAUGUUCAAUACUACCCUUGGAAACCCACAAGGUAGCUUUUCAGGUGGGAGACAUUGCUUUUCAUCCUCACACCAACCUUCAGUGAACAGCAUCCGAGCUUUUACCAUCAUAGAAAAGCACAAUGAAUGUUAGGUUGUUGACGAAUUUCACAACUAUUUGGGUCUUUCUAUUUGCGUUUUUAUAUCAUCUCAAUCUGGAAGAGAUGUCAUGUUGAUUGAUAUCAGCGAAGGAAACCCACUUUCAAAUCUGCUUGAUGGCAAUGCCUGAAAUGAUUUUGAGUGCUGCUUCAGAAGGUUAUUUUCUUUCUUGAUGCUACUUCAAUAAAAGAUGGAGGAAAAACAUGAGGGAGUUGAAGAUGUUGAGAGUGCCUCUAGUGAUUCUUUUAUAAUUGAUUCGGAUGAUGAUGAACCAUCACUAUUGGGACAAGAUGAUGGAUUGCAUUUUGAGCAGUCUUUGACUGAGAAGGAAAUAGAAGAUCUGAUUUCUGAGUUUUUGGAGGUUGAGAGCAAGGCUGCAGAGGCUCAAGAAACACUUGAAAAGGAGUCUCUUGCUAGAGUGGAGAGUGAAGUGAGAGAGGAGCUGGCACAAACUCUUCAGGGUGAUGAUUUGGAGACGGCUGUUGCAGAUGAAAUGGCUACGUUUACAGAGCAAUGGGAAGGUGUUUUAGAUGAAUUUGAGAGUGAAAGUGCACAAUUGUUGGAACAACUUGAUGGGGCUGGUAUUGAUUUACCCAGCCUUUGUAAGUGGAUUGAGAGUCAAGUUCUGAAUGGUUGCUCUACUGAAGCUUGGAAAAGAAGAUCGCACUGGGUAGGAUCUCAAGUGACUAGUGAAAUUUCUGAGUCUUUAGCUGAUGCUGAGAAGCAUCUUCAAACCCAGAGGCCUGUAAGGAGGAAACAUGGUAGACUAUUGGAGGAGGGUGCUAGCGGAUUUCUUCAAAAGAAGCUUUCGAGUGAUGCUAGCCAGGAGGCAGUAACACAAAGCUCAGACAUGGACUGGAGCUCAUUCAUGAAAAUAUGUUCUGAUGGUUUAACUGAGGAUGGUGCCUGUUUUGGCAGUAAGAACUGGGCUUCUGUCUACUUGGCCAGCACCCCGCAGCAAGCUGCAUUAAUGGGACUUAAAUUUCCUGGAGUCGAUGAGGUGGAGGAGAUUGAAGAUAUUGAUGGCAGUUCAGCUAAUCCGCUGGUUGCAGAUGCCAUAGAAAAUGAAAGAGAUAUGAUUCUUUCCGAAGAGCAAAGGAAAAAUUUUAGAAAGGUCCAAGAGGAGGAUGAUGCAAAUAUUGACCGGAAGUUUCAUCUGCGUUUGAAACAGAGGAGAUGUCAAAGGAGAUCUAAACAGGUGAUAGAAAGCAACUUAGAUCAGUUCCAGCCUUUAGAAGACGAUUCUAACUCAAUUUCAAACAAGGAAAAUCGAGAAGAUAGGGAAGGUGUCCCUAAUAAUGAAAAUGGGGUUGCUUAUCAGGGUUUGAAGACUGAUGUGCUCGAAUGUUUUGAGUCUUGUAAGCUGGACAGGACACUGUCUGGUGCUAAUGGCAUGCCCUCAGGGCAUGUUGAGUCAGAUAUGUCUGAUUCUGGUAAACCCAUAGGGUCCAAGCGUUCAAAUGAAGAUAUGGAGGGUAAUGACAAUAAUAAGAAGGCCCGAACUGUUAUCAUAGCUAGUGAUGAUGAAACUGAUAUUAUGGUGAAGGAUGAAUUGAUUUCCUCCAAAUUGGAGGAUCAGUUUACUUUGCCAGAAAAAAAUGAUGAUGCUGUUGAGAUUGAAUCUAAUUCUUCACAGCUUAUGACUGAGAAAUUUAAUUGUACUGCUUGUCAUAAAUUGGCUAUUGAAGUGCAGCAACAUCCACUUCUUAAAGUAAUUAUUUGCAUGGAUUGCAAAUGCUUGCUGGAAGAAAAGAUGCAUAUGAAGGACACUGAUUGCUCAGAGUGUUAUUGUGGAUGGUGCGGACAAAGCAAUGACUUAGUAAGUUGCAAGUCAUGCAAAACAUUAUUUUGUACCAAGUGUAUAAGGAGGAAUAUUGGUGAAGAAUUCAUGCUUGACGUCCUGGCCUCUGGUUGGCAAUGUUGUUGCUGCUUGCCAAGUCUUUUGCAAAAAUUAACAUCAGAACUAGUGAGAGCAAUGGGAUCUCAAGAUACAAUAGUUUCUAGCUCUGAUAGUGAGUCAGAGAAUUCAGAUACCAACAUUAAUACUGCCAUCAGCUCUAAGAGAAAGCGGAAAAAGAAAAUUAGAAGGAUCCUUGAUGAUGCUGAAUUAGGAGAAGAGACAAAGAGGAAAAUUGCAAUAGAAAAGGAACGGCAAGAGUGCUUAAAGUCAAUGCAGUUUUCUGCAAAAUAUAACAUGAUGAACUCUUCAAGCUGCACUACAAACUUAUUAAAUGAGGCUAGUGUAGAGGUGCUUGGUGAUGCCAUUACUGGUUAUAUAGUGAAUGUGAGGAGGGAGGAUGGUGAAGAAGCUGUAAGGAUUCCUCCAAGCAUAUCAGCCAAACUGAAAGUCCAUCAGAUAGCAGGGAUCCGAUUUAUGUGGGAAAACAUUAUACAGUCAAUCACAAAAGUGAGGUCUGGGGAUAAAGGUCUUGGUUGCAUUCUAGCUCACAUGAUGGGCCUUGGUAAAACUUUUCAGGUUAUAGCUUUCUUGUACACUGCAAUGAGAAGUGUUGAUUUGGGAUUAAAAACUGCACUUAUCGUCACUCCUGUAAAUGUGCUGCAUAACUGGCGGCAGGAGUUCAUGAAGUGGAGGCCUUCAGAAGUAAAGCCCCUUCGUGUCUUCAUGUUAGAAGAUGUGCCAAGGGAGAGACGGGCAAAAUUGCUUACCAAGUGGAGAACUAAAGGUGGAGUUUUUUUGAUUGGCUAUGCUGCUUUUCGAAACUUGUCUCUGGGAAAGCAUGUGAAGGACCGACACAUGGCUAGAGAUAUUUGUGAUGCUCUGCAGGAUGGGCCUGAUAUACUAGUUUGUGAUGAAGCCCAUACUAUUAAGAACACCAGGGCUGAUACAACCCAGGCCUUGAAACAAGUGAAGUGUCAGAGGAGGAUUGCCUUAACUGGAUCACCACUUCAGAACAAUCUCAUGGAGUACUACUGUAUGGUUGAUUUUGUAAGAGAAGGUUUUCUUGGAAGCAGCCAUGAGUUUCGGAACCGUUUCCAGAAUCCAAUAGAAAAUGGUCAGCACACAAAUUCAACGCAUGAAGAUGUGAAAAUUAUGAAUCAAAGGUCUCACAUCCUUUAUGUGCAAUUAAAAGGAUUUGUUCAGAGAAUGGAUAUGAGUGUGGUGAAAAAAGACUUGCCUCCUAAAACUGUCUUCGUUAUUGCUGUAAAGCUUUCUCCACUACAGCGGAAGCUUUACAAGAGAUUCCUUGAUGUACAUGGUUUUACAAAUGACAGAGCUUCUAAUGAAAAAAUUAGGAAGAGUUUUUUUGCUGGUUACCAGGCCUUGGCUCAGAUAUGGAACCAUCCUGGGAUACUGCAAUUGAACAAAGAAGAUAGAGGCUAUAUUAGUCGUGAAGAUACUGCUGAAAACUUUCUUGCAGAUGAUAGCUUCAGUGAUGAAAAUAUGGAUUAUAAUGUGGCUGUUGGAGAGAAAACAAGGAAUAUGAAUGAUUCUCUUCAAGAGAAAAAUGAUUAUGGGUUUAUUCAAAAGGGUUGGUGGAGAGAUCUUCUUCAUGAAAAUAAUUAUAAAGAGCUUGAUUACAGUGGCAAAAUGGUUUUGCUGCUUGAUAUCAUAACCAUGUGUUCAGAUGUGGGUGACAAGGCACUGGUUUUUAGUCAGAGCAUUCCAACUUUAGAUCUGAUAGAACUAUAUCUUUCAAGAUUACCCAGACGUGGAAAAAAGGGGAAGUUCUGGAAAAAGGGGAAAGACUGGUAUAGGCUGGAUGGAAGAACAGAAAGUUCUGAAAGGCAAAGGUUGGUUGAGAGGUUUAAUGAGCCAAUGAAUAAAAGAGUCAAGUGUACUUUGAUCUCUACCAGAGCUGGAUCUCUUGGGAUUAAUUUAUAUGCUGCAAACCGUGUAAUUAUUGUUGAUGGAUCUUGGAACCCUACAUAUGAUCUUCAAGCUAUAUAUCGGGCUUGGAGAUAUGGCCAGACAAAGCCAGUGUUUGCCUAUCGAUUGAUGGCACAUGGGACUAUGGAAGAAAAAAUUUAUAAGCGUCAGGUGACGAAAGAAGGUCUUGCUGCCAGGGUGGUAGAUAGACAACAAGUACAUAGGACCAUCUCUAAGGAGGAGAUGUUACAUCUGUUUGAAUUUGGUGAUGAAGAGAAUUUUGAUUCUUUGAUGGAACUUAGUGAAGAGAAUGGAAAUCAAAACGUGACUUGUGAAAUUGGAAAGUCACUGAAGCAGAAGAUGCCUCCUUCUCAUGGAAGCUGUUCCUCUGACAAAUUAAUGGAAAGUUUACUCGGCAAGCAUCAUCCAAGGUGGAUUGCCAAUUACCAUGAACAUGAGACCCUUUUGCAAGAGAAUGAAGAUGAAAAGCUCUCAAAGGAGGAGCAAGAUAUGGCUUGGGAAGUCUAUCGGAAAACCUUAGAAUGGGAGCAGGUGCAGCGAGUAUCCCUUGAUGAAUCUGCAGUAGAGCGCAAGCCUGUUGUUCCAGAUGUCGCCCCUCCUAAACCAGAGCCCGAGAUGGUUAACCUUACACUACCCAAGGGUAUUUUCAGGAGUCGGAUUGUGCAACGGAAAUGCACUAAUCUUGCCCACCUCCUCACUCUUAGAAGCCAGGGUACAAAAUUUGGUUGUAGUACUGUAUGUGGGGAAUGUGCCCAGGAGAUAAGCUGGGAGAACUUAAAGAGGGACAGCAAAAUGGCAAGGUAACAAAUAGAGAUCAAUUUUUUGUUCAUGGUCUAUCAAAUGUAAUUUGUUGUGACUGUACGUGCCAGCUGAUAUGAUUUCAGUUCAAUCUCCUUUUGAACACAAUAUAUAUUUUUUGGGGCCCCGUUAUUGUUGCCCGUUUACACAGGAUCUUUUUGUUUCUAUUUCUUUGGGGGAUGGGGAUGGUUGGUUGAAAUUCUGUUAUGAAGAACUUGAUAAAGUUUAAAUUUUUGAAGGGCAGGUGUGGGAGGCAGUGUAAAUUUGAACUGACAGGAAUUUGCCCUCUGGGUAUCUGAGUUUUAGGAUCCAUUUUAAUGAAAUGA